Mya arenaria is the source of this 1680-nucleotide messenger RNA. RefSeq lists its product as uncharacterized. The record is from RefSeq and is a predicted model, not a curated record. NCBI's taxonomy places the organism in Eukaryota, Metazoa, Mollusca, Bivalvia, Myida, Myidae. The coding region runs from base 42 to 1271 and encodes 409 amino acids. The transcript is spliced from 6 exons.
CCCUUCCCGGAAGACUUCCAAACCACCGCAAUAGUAAAGUGAUGUUGUUGCCAUCUGAUAAGUCACAAGCAGACAUUCAUGUGGAAUAUGAAAAAAUAGACGGUGCAAGAAGUAUUAGUCUUAGUACUUUUACCAGAGUAUGGCGGGAGUUGUGCCCACAUAUUGUCUUAGCGAAACCAAAAACAGACUUGUGUUUUAGAUGCCAAACAUUUUCUUGUAAAAUUUCACAAAGUGGUGCCCUUUCUGAAGAUGAUAAAAUGACACUUCUUGAUGAAUAUGAAAGUCAUGUUGAAAGUGCUAGACAUCAGAGGGAGCAAUAUAGAAUGCAGUGUGAUGACUCUAAAGUUACAUGUAGUGAAAACAUUACAGUUGAAGGUGCAGUAUCAUGUUCCUUAGAUGCAACCGUCCACUACAGCUGGGACUUUGCACAGCAGGUUCAUAUUCCACACCAUAGCCAACAGGUUGGACCCCUGUAUUUCAAAACUGCCAGGAGAUGUGAGGUAUUUGGAGUUUGCUGUGAAGGAUCUGAGAAACAGGUGUUUUACCUUGGUGAUGAGGGUGUUGCCCCAGGCAAAGGAGCAAACACAGUUGUCAGCUACCUCCACCAUUACCUUGAAAACUACGGCCUGGGUGAGGAACAUGCCCAGUUCCUUUUUGACAAUUGCCAAGGACAGAACAAAAAUAAUGCAGUUCUUGGUUAUGCUGUGUGGAGAACAUUGACGGGAGGGCAUAAGACAAUCCAAUAUUCAUUGAUGCUAGCCGGCCACACCAAAUUCUCAUGUGAUUGGCAUUUUGGAGUGUGGAAAAACAGAUGGAGACACAUGGAUGCAGAGACAGUUGAGGAGGUGGCUUCCACAGUAGCAAUGUCAUCCCGUAAUGGCCACAACAUCCCCCAUAUUGUUGAUGGCAACAGCAAACCAGUGUUGUUCUAUGACUGGAGCACCUUCUUCAAAGGCAUGUUCAAACCAUUGAAGAACAUUUCGAAAUACCAUUCAUUUGAGGUGUCUUCUAACGAGCCUGGGGUUGUAAGAGUAAGGAAGUUUGUUGAUGCCCCUGAGGAGAAAAUUAACAUACUGAAAACCUGCCAAGUGGAUAUUUGUGUUAUGCCAGAGCAGAUCUUUGGUGAGGGAAUAAAUGCUGAAAGGCAAUGGUACUUGCAUGAUGUAAUAAGAGACUUUUGCAGAUCGGAUCAUGCUAAAAACACAACAUGCCCUUUGCCAUUAGUUGCAAAAGAAGGCUAUUCAAAGGCCAAAAAACAAAAGUUGAAAUAGGUAACUUUAUUGAGAACACUUUCUGUGUGUGUUUCAGCAAAAGGUAUAGUUUGUGUCUUGCUAUAAACAGAUUGGCAUGUAUAAGUUGAAGUUUAAUGUUUUCAUUUUCAUUCAAAGAAUAUAUUUCUUAGUGUAACAUUGAUAAAAUAUUUAUGAUUUUAGAUAAAAUAUUUAUGAUUUUAGGAAUGUAUGGUUUCCAUGGCAACCAAUAGUAACAAACUUGAUUGAUCAUUGAAUACCUAUGCAUAAACGUGUAUUUCAUUUAUGGGAAUAUCAUUGAACAGUUGGCCAUCUAUAUGUAAAGUAUGAUGGCACUCAUAUUUUCCAUACAUGACUGCAGUAUAAUAUUCAAGUGUACAUUAUAAAUCUACAUGUUAUAACUUUAUAGUUAUACAUACAUAUAGUUUCA